AUGUCCAAGCCUCUGUAUGCCACUGUCAAGUCCGUCUUGAGCGGCGAUACAUUGGUUCUUGCGAAUCCUCAAAACCCAGCUGCUGAACGGAUUCUUUCUCUCGCCUAUGUCAGCGCUCCUCGCCUGAGCAAGGAUGGCGACGAGCCGUUUGCUUUCCAGUCCCGAGAGUUCUUGAGGAAUCUCACCGUGGGAAAGCCCAUCCAGUUCACUGUUCUAUACACGGUACCGACCUCGCAACGAGAGUACGGAACGGCAAAACUCCAAGAUGGCACUGAAUUCCCUGAUGAGCUGAUCAAGGGCGGCUGGGUCAAGGUCCGCGAAGAUGCCGGCAAGAAGGAGGACAACGAGGACCUUCUGCAACGACUCGACCAGCUCCGUGAAUUCGAGACCAAGGCUAAGAACGAGGGCAACGGUCUUUGGGCUGGCACUGGUGGUGUGAUCGAGGUCCAAAACGACCUUGGCCACCCGCAGUUUCUGGAUGAGUGGAAGGGCAAGACGGUGGAUGGCGUUGUCGAGCGCGUUUUCAGCGGCGAUCGCCUCCUGGUUCGCAUUCUGCUCUCGGACAAGAAGCACCUUCAGAUCAUGACUCUUGUUGCCGGUAUCAGAACUCCUGCCACUGCCAGAACAAUUGUCUCAACGGGCCAGACCCAGCCAUCCGAGGAGUUUGGUGAUGAGGCUAAGGCAUUCGUCGAGAGGAGACUGCUUCAGCGGUCCGUAAAGGUCGAGAUGGUCGGAGCAAGCCCUCAGGGCCAACUGGUGGCCACUGUUCUGCAUCCCAAUGGAAACAUCGCCGAGUUCCUCCUCGCAGAAGGUCUCGCCCGGUGCAACGAUUUCCAUGUCACCUUGCUUGGCGACAGAAUGCCUUCACUGCGCGCUGCAGAGAAGAAGGCUCAGUCAUCCAACCUUAGACUGCACAAACACCACGUUGCCAAGGAAGCAGCAAAGGAAUCCGAAAUGACGGUCUCGAAAAUCAUCAGCGCCGACACCAUCAUUGUAAGAAACAAGAACGGCGAAGAAAAGCGGAUCAACCUCAGCAGCGUCCGUGGCCCACGCACAAACGAGUCAUCAGAGGCGCCGUUCAGGGAUGAGGCAAAGGAAUUCCUGCGGAAGAAGGUGAUCGGCAAGCAUGUCAAGGUGGCUGUUGAUGGGUCUAAGCCCGCUUCCGAUGGGUAUGAUGCUCGAGAGGUUGCGACUGUGACCCAGAACGGCAAGAACAUCGGCCUGCAGCUCGUCCAGGAGGGUUUGGUCUCAGUCAUUCGACACCGCAAAGACGACACCGACCGGGCUGCCAACUACGAUGAGCUUCUGGCUGCACAGGAGAAGGCCAAGGAGGAGAAGAAGGGUCUCUGGUCAGGCAAGGCACCCAAGUCAAAGGUUCUGGUCGAUGCGUCUGAGAGCCUUCAGAGAGCCAAGAUGAACCUGGGCUCCCUUCAACGACAGAAGAAGAUCCCUGCAGUCGUUGAUUUCUGCAAGUCCGGUUCCCGUUUUACUGUGCUCAUUCCCCGCGAGGGCGUCAAACUUACACUGGUCUUGGGCGGAAUUCGUGCGCCACGAGCCGGUCGUUCGCCCGAGGAGAAGGGUGAGCCAUUCGGAAACGAAGCCCUGGAACUUGCAAACAAGCGGUGCAACCAGCGGGAUGUCGAGGUCGAUAUCGACGACACGGACAAGAUCGGAGGCUUUAUUGGUGACCUGUACGUUGGCCGCGAGAGCUUUGCGAAGAUACUCGUCGAAGAGGGUUUUGCCUCUGUGCACCAGUACUCAGCAGAGAAGUCUGGCAAUGCAGCAGAGUUGAACACAGCAGAGCGGAAAGCCAAGGAGGGACGUAAGGGCAUCUGGCACGACUGGGACCCAUCUCAAGAACAGGAGGAGGAAGAAGCUGCACCCGCUGAGACUGCGGCGGUUGAUGCCCCUGUCAACAUCAAGAGGGAGUACCGGGAUAUUGUCAUCACCAACAUCGACCAGAACGGCAAGAUCAAGAUCCAGGAGGUUGGCAAGGGCACUGCGGCGCUCGAGCAAAUGAUGUCCUCGUUCAGGAAGUUUCACCUCGAUUCCAAGAACAACGUUGCCCUGAAGGAUACGCCAAAGGCUGGAGACAUCGUCUCGGCCAAGUUCUCCGAAGAUGGGCAGUGGUACCGGGCACGCAUACGAUCCAAUGACAGAGCCAACAAGGUUGCGGAGGUCGUUUACAUUGAUUAUGGCAACACGGAGAAGAUCCCCUGGGCGAAGCUGCGGCCACUCAACCAGGCCGACUUCGGCACGCAGAAGGUGAAGGCUCAGGCCAUCGACGCGUCACUUUCCUUGGUCCAACUGCCUACGGCCCCAGAGUACCUCAAUGACACUAUCGGCUUCAUUGGCGAGGUGACGGAGGGCAAGACGAUGGUGGCUUCCUUCGAUUAUGUCGACCAAAAGGAGGGUGUAAGCUACAUUACGAUCUACGAGUCUAGCGGAUCGCCGAAGCCGCACGAGUCUCUGAACCGCGAGGUGCUUCUCAACGGACUUGGCUUGGUGCCCAAGAAACUGAAGGCAUGGGAGAGAAGCCCUGUGUUUGCCGACACGCUCAAGGAGUACAAGAAGUCUGAGAGCGCAGCCAAGAACGACCGCCUGGGAAUCUGGGAGUACGGUGAUCUUACUGAGGACUAG
Diaporthe amygdali is the source of this 2640-nucleotide messenger RNA. RefSeq names its product transcription factor. Gene Ontology annotation, cellular component: nucleus; RISC complex; cytosol. NCBI's taxonomy places the organism in Eukaryota, Fungi, Ascomycota, Sordariomycetes, Diaporthales, Diaporthaceae. The record is from RefSeq and is a predicted model, not a curated record. The coding region runs from base 1 to 2640 and encodes 879 amino acids. The transcript has a single exon. Gene Ontology annotation, molecular function: RNA binding; nuclease activity. Gene Ontology annotation, biological process: regulatory ncRNA-mediated gene silencing; mRNA catabolic process.